This is a messenger RNA of Paecilomyces variotii, 4257 nucleotides long. RefSeq lists its product as hypothetical. Gene Ontology annotation, biological process: sister chromatid cohesion. The transcript is spliced from 2 exons. Gene Ontology annotation, cellular component: cohesin complex; chromatin; nucleus. Gene Ontology annotation, molecular function: chromatin binding. The coding region runs from base 348 to 3974 and encodes 1208 amino acids. Lineage: Eukaryota; Fungi; Ascomycota; Eurotiomycetes; Eurotiales; Thermoascaceae. The record is from RefSeq and is a predicted model, not a curated record.
CCUCCAGGCGUCGACAGUUCACGAGUCUCCCAAGUCGACAAGACGUCUUAACUCACCCAGUUUAUGCACGGUCUCUGAGACAGGACAACGUCAGAAUUACAAGUCGAUCUAUCUUCGAUUCUGUCCCAUCUUGCAAAAGUCAUCCAGCGCGUCUACCUGGUAAUAGACGCGACGCUCGAAUUUCCCGAUCCGAUAAACCGAGCUCGUCGCGUAACGACCACCAGCGGCUUUUUUUUUCGUGCGCGAUAUAUACAUUGGUCGACGUGGCAUACUUGGUGGACCAUCUGUCGCGAUUAUAUCAUCGAUGAGUUCGUGAUCACAUAGAGUGAUUUGUCUGAUCUGAAAGAAUGGAAGUCGAGUCCCCGAACGGGUUGCGCUCCUCCAGCCCGGCCUCUGAGCCGGAGCAGAACGGCGCGUCAUCUCCGCCAGCAAACCGAAGGAAAUCCAGUCGCGCCAUUCGGAAGCCGGAGCUGUUCUCGCAAGCAAGCUACAGUACGAGCAAACGCAAGCGCGGCACACGACGCGACAGCGACGAUGACAACGAUGGAGACGACGGAGACGGAGAGGAGGGGGAGAACACAGAGGAGGAGGAGGAGAGCGAUGAAGAUGAGGAUGACGAUGACGAUGCAGAUGAGGAGGAGAUAAGGGCCAGGAGAAAAGCAGCGCGCAAGGCGGCAGCGAAGAGGAAGUCGACAACAAGGGGGAAAGGGAAAUCACAGACACGCGCGACGAAGAAGCCCAAGAUAGCUACCAACGGUACUGGAAGACGCCUUGCCAUCAGAAGUGCUACAAACGGAAAACAGGCAUCACGGCCCAGCAGGCCGCUGGUGAAGCCUAAUCUCAGCGGCCCCGAAGAGGGCUUAUUUGGCGAGGUCUUUGUCAAAGAUCAUCCGCUCGAUGCAGUUGCAGCUGACUGGCUUACUCAAUGUCAGCAGGACAAUGUCAGUGCGCUGCGUGACAUGGUCAAUUUCAUUCUCAGAUGCACUGGAACAGAUCUCAAAGUGACCAAUGCGGACAUUGAAGAUGUUGAUAACAUCCAGAGGAAAGUCGUUGACCUGGAGGAAGAAUACAGGGCUCAGGACAUUAGCGAAUACCCGCUUAUCUCGAGGGCAAAGGAAUUUCGUAAUUUCCGGUCAACGCUGGAAGAGUUCUCGGAGAACAUUAUACAGACUCUGCACCAUUCAUCUAUCCUUUACGAGGACAAAGCGCUCACCGAUAAUAUCUUUACAUGGGUGGGUACAAUAUCAGAUUCAAAUCUGAGGCCAUACCGGCAUACUGCAACCUUGGUUUCUUUGUCGAUGUCCUCAGCCUUGUGUGAUAUCGCCCAUGAAGUGACGUCCACUAUAGCAACCUCUCGCAAACAAUUCGAAGCCGAGAAAAGGAAAAAGACGGCCAAUAAAGGUAGAAUGACGGCGAUUCAGCAAGCCAUUCAGGAAGGCCAAGAGAAACUAGAGAAAAUUGAUGAACUGCUGAAAGAUGCAUUCACAAACGUCUACGUGAAUCGAUACCGGGAUGUCGAGCCGAAAAUCCGUGCAGACUGCGCGCUUGCCUUGACUCGCUGGAUGCGCAGCUACAGAGAGAUGUUCUUUGAGGGCCAGUACCUCCGGUAUCUUGGAUGGACACUAUCAGAUACCGUGGCGCAUACGAGAGCUGUGGUGGUUGCAGAAGUGCGCAAACUCUUCGCAAGCAGGGAUAAUAUCCCAGCUCUGCGGGCAUUCAUAGAUCGAUUCCGAUCCAGGUUGGUGGAAAUGGCUACGCGAGAUGCAGACGUCGGCAUACGUGCACACACAGUUGAGGCUUUAGAUCUCAUCCGGGACGCCGGCUUACUUCAGCCCGACAAUAUCGACACUGUUGGCCGGCUUGUGUUUGACAUGGAACCCAGAGUUCGGAAAGCGGCAGGCCGCUUCUUCGUCGCUAAUGUCGAGGACGUCUUUGACGCAGAAACUGAAGAGGUCGCUGAAGAACUAAACGAAACAUUUGCUGACGAUGAUAAUGAGGACGAUGAUGACUUUGAGUCUCCUAGACGCUCGUGGAUCAAGUACAGGUGCCUCGUCGAUAUCCUGCAGGCCUACGAUGAGCAGGAAGCACAGGGCAAUCCAGAGAAAGCCACUAUUCCCUCACGAGGUUUCCUGACCGGUGUUCCCACAGACUCACGAUUCGUGCUUGCCACAGAAGCUAUAUAUCCACACCUCAAGGAACUCGCACAAUGGCAGUCCUUGGCCGGAUAUCUACUUUAUGACCACUCGCAGAUCGCCGAUGAACCGAAUGCUGAUGAUACGGCUGGUUCGAUCAAAAAAUUGUACAAACUCGAAGAAGGGCAGGAGGUGAUACUGCUUGGGGUAUUGGGUUGUGCAGUCAAGCUUCGAAUACUGGAAAUUGCCCAGGCUGAGAGCGAUAGACGAGGGCGCAAGUCCAAGCUUCAGCAGGAAAAGAUACCAGAAAUGCAGGAAGAAAUCGCACAUGACUUAGCUCAGAUUAUCCCACGACUCCUGAACAAGUUCGGUGCCGUCCCAGAAGCUGCUUCAGCCGUCUUGCGCCUAGAACACUUGGUCGAUCUGAACAAGAUACAAGACUUCCAGAAAGACGCGACCGCUUAUUCCUCAUUGCUGAAUGAUAUCAAUAAGCAGUUCUUGACGCAUUCUGAUCAUGAGGUUCUCGCUGAGGCAACAGUCGCCUUUUUACACGCAAAAACAUCUGAUGAAAUGAAAGAAAUCAUGGAGAGUAAAGUUCAGGAACUGUGGGAUGACAUGGUCGAUACGCUUGCUGCGCUGUCACGAGAGAAGGAUGUUGAGAGAGGAGCUGCUCUUUCCCGCUCGACGCUCACCGGGCUCGCGAACACCGUGGCGAGGAUAGCAAAUCUUGCCAGUAUAACUGAUUGCACGAGCAUUCUAGAGACUCCUCCCUCUUCGAGGUCGAAGAAGCAGAAAGGCCGCUCCGAGGCACCUUUCAAUACGUUGAUCCAUCUCGCAAAACGAGGACUGAGCGCUUAUGAUGCAGAUGAGGAUGACGAAGACCAAGAGGAACUAGCUAGGCUGGAGAAGGAGUUGGUUUCCGACAGCAUCAGAACGCUUCUUUUCUACUUCAUGUGGAAGGUACAGGGUUUGACUGCAGCUCUAAACUCGGGAAGCGCUGCCUUUGAUACGGCUUUCUUUGAGGCUCUCGCUAAAAGUCGCGAGGUCUUUGUCGCAACCCUCACAUCUAUCAUGCGGAAACGGGGUGGUCUGGAUGACUUGCGCUUCAUGGCGACUGUAACUCUUCUCGACGUGCAUAUCCUCUUCGCGACCCUCCGCCGGGCAGGUAAGGGUGGUGAAGAAGCCUCGAACAUCGAUGAGGAGGUUAUUGCACAAAAACAAAGUCUGGUCCACGAAAUUGCGCCAGAAACUCAAAAACUUAUAUUCCGCAUCCAUAGUUCCGCGGAGCGCAGUUUGGCCAAUUUAACGCGUCAAGCGCUUGAGCCAGCUGAGGAUGAUGAUCCCUUGGACUCUGACGAUGAAAUCGAUCGUCCACCGGUUGACCCAGCAGAGGAACAACAAGUUGAUGAUCGACUCCUUGCCAGUGUCCUUGCUGAGCAGAAACUAUGCGAGCUAACAGGGAAGAUUGUCCUGGCAAUGGUGGGACACGUCAUCGAUUCGAGACAAUACAAACAGAGGCUACUCAAAAAUAGGACCCGUCUAGGUCAUAAUUAUAAAGAGGUUCUUGCGUUCCUGGACGGGGGCAAGCAGGCUCGCCGAGGACUAUCCACGGAGAAGGAGGCUGACACUGGAGUUAACAAGGACUCCGACAAAGUAAAGUCUACCGAAAGAGUAGCUGAGGAAGAUGACGAAGAAGAGGAACCAGAAGAGGAGGUGGAAGAAGACGACGAAGGCGAUCUACGGAACAGGGAACUUGUCGAAGAUGAGGAACCAGAACCUGGUGAGGAUGAUAACGAAGAAUUGAGUCCGCCGCCUGACGAGGAUGAUGUCAUGGGCGAUUAGUCUCAACUCCUUUUCUCAUUUCUGUAACCUUUUUAAUCUUUACUGGUCCUUCUUAUGUUGAUAUGUGAUUCCUAUUUGAAACAGCGGCGGGUGAAUCUUAUGUAUUUGCUGGAUGGAUGGACCGAGUUGCUACUGCCAUACUUCUAACUUUGUAAUGUUCUGAACCAUGAACAUAUUUGGACCCUCUGAAUCGGUUUGGACACUCCACAGAGACUAGCUUGUAGAAAAUUUAUAUCUAAAGUGCUGGCUAUGGCUAGUAUGUCUAGACAAUCAAGAACAUCAG